Mastomys coucha (southern multimammate mouse) is the source of this 4947-nucleotide messenger RNA. RefSeq names its product pleckstrin homology, MyTH4 and FERM domain containing H2 (gene Plekhh2). The record is from RefSeq and is a predicted model, not a curated record. NCBI's taxonomy places the organism in Eukaryota, Metazoa, Chordata, Mammalia, Rodentia, Muridae. The transcript has 30 exons. Gene Ontology annotation, molecular function: actin binding. Gene Ontology annotation, biological process: negative regulation of actin filament depolymerization. The coding region runs from base 232 to 4755 and encodes 1507 amino acids. Gene Ontology annotation, cellular component: cytoplasm; cytoskeleton.
AGAAAAGCAGGGCCCGAGCUUGUGGUACCGCCGGGGGUCGUCGGGCAGGGGAGCUGCGGGUCAGCUCCGGGUCCCCGCGCGCCGUGGGUCCCAUCGGCGAUGCUACAGUUCGGCCUGCGCUUCUGAUGAGCCGUGCUCUGAGGGGACCCCGGGACCACAGUUCUCCAGCUUUGUAUUUUUAACACCUCCGCUUGCCCGACCGCCCGACGCCAGAGCGCCCUAAGAAGAACUAUGGAGGAGCCCUCUGAGCCAGAAGGACUAAUAGAUUGGAAAGAACGCUGUGUAGCUCUGGAGGCUCAGCUCAUGAAAUUCCGGGUUCAAGCAAGCAAGAUCCGCGAGCUCCUAGCAGACAAAAUGCAACAGUUGGAGAAACAAGUUAUUGAUGCAGAACGGCAAGCAGAGAAGGCUUUUCAGGAGGUACAAGUUAUGGAAGAGAAACUAAAGGCAGCUAAUAUUCAGACCAGUGAGUCAGAGACACGGCUAUAUAAGAAGUGUCAAGACCUGGAGUCCGUGAUGCAGGAGAAGGAUGACAUCAUUCAGAACUUGGCGCUGCAGCUUGAAGAGCAGAAACAAGUGAGGAUACAUGAAGCUAAAAUAAUAGAAGAAAAAGCAGCUAAGAUCAAAGAAUGGGUAACAGUUAAAUUAAACGAGCUAGAAGUAGAGAAUCAGAAUCUUCGUCUCAUCAACCAAAACCAGACUGAAGAGAUAAGAACAAUACAGUCCAAGUUGCAAGAACUCCAAGAGAAGAAGAUGUCCGGUGUCUCCUCACCAAAGCCCUCAGAAGGGCAGAGCCUGAGCAAUCUGACAUUUGGAUGCGUCUUGUCCCAAGCAGAGUCUCCUCCUUGUGUAGUAAAAUCUGAGGAAGUAAGCAGGACGGCCUCCGGUGAACCUGAGAUCACCGAAGGAAGAUGUGUAGAAGAGAUGGAAAUUGCAGAGAAGCCUGGUGACAACCAAGUCCAAGAGAACAGCAGAAGCCAGAGAAAGUUGCACGAGAUCUCUUGCAGCUCAGAACAGAACCUGAAAACGAAAGCCAGCUUUGCAACAGAUGGUGGUACGUCCCAGAAUUCUGGGGUUCCAGUGAGUGACUGGAGUUCAGACGAGGACGAUGGAAGCAAGGGCAGAUCUAAGUCCAGAUGCACAUCCACCCUUUCCAGCCACACGUCUGAGGAGGGUGGCCAGUGUGGCAGGCUGGGCAGCGAAGCCUACCUCACAGCCUCUGAUGACAGUAGUUCUAUAUUUGACGAAGAGACUUUUGAUGGUAAUAGACUUGAGCACAAGAAGCUGUGUUCUUGGCAGCAGAAGGCACCCUGGCAAGCUCAGAGUAACCUUGCAAAGGGGAGUUCGCAGUCAGGAGUAAAGGAGCAAGAUAGUUCCUCAGAUGAACUGAAUAAGAAAUUUCAGUCCCAGAGACUGGAUUUUUCAUCCUCAUCAAGCGAGGCCAACACCCCAAGCCCUAUUUUAACCACAGCUUUAACCCCCAAACACCCUAACUCAUUCCCUGGAAAAGGAACAUCGUUAGUGCCUCCACCAUUCCAGCCACCCCCAAAGCUCAGGAUCCCCAACGUUUUCAGUAUAAGUAUGGCACUCACCAAAAGGCACCUGAGCCAGCCACAGUUAUGUUCGGAGCGGAUGUUUGGAAUGAACCGGAAUGCCAUAAGCAUGAUCCGGCCGCUGAGGCCUCAGGAGACGAACCUUGAUGUGGUUGAUGAUGAUGGUGUCGAAGCUGUGAACAGCAUGGACACGGGCUGCGAUGACGGCUUAUUUUCCUAUGAGUCCCAGGAUUCUCCGAAUGCAGAUGCCCAGGAAAACGGCGAGGCCGCAAAGAAGGCCUCGUGCAGCAAACCCCCCACUCCUCCUUUGCACCGCUUCCCCUCAUGGGAGAGCAGGAUAUAUGCUGUAGCCAAAUCAGGCAUCCGAGUGUCUGAGGCCUUCAAUAUGGAGAAUGCUAAUCAAAACUCUGCAGACCUCAUUUCCUACUCUGCAACAAGUCCUUAUAUGUCUCUCAUAUACAAGAAUAUGACAACUCCAGUGUACACAACGUUGAAGGGGAAGGCAACACAAAUAAGUAGUAGCCCUUUCCUGGACGAUUCCUCUGGCUCAGACGAAGAGGACAGUACUAAGUCCAGCUCUCGGAUGUCAGAGUCAGAUACGCACAGUCGCAGUGGGCCGAGCAGUCCCAGAGCCAUGAAGCGAGGUGAGGGCAGUGCAUGUGUGCAGGAGGCAGUGCGAGCACACUGGGAAGGUGUAUCUGACUCCUCAGCGGCUUCUGAAAGUGAUUAUGCCAUUCCUCCGGAUGCCUACUCCAUAGACACAGAGUGUUUGCAGCCUGAGCAGAAACUCCUGAAAAGCUGCUUGGCCUCCAGUGACAAUGGGAAAAACGAACCAUUAGAAAAAUCUGGGUACCUACUAAAAAUGAGCAGGAGAGUCAAGACUUGGAAGCGGAGGUGGUUUGUUCUUAAAGGCGGCGAAUUACUUUACUACAAGUCUCCAAGUGAUGUAAUUCGGAAACCCCAGGGCCACAUUGAACUUAGUGCAUCCUGCAGUAUUUUACGGGGAGAUAACAAGCAAACAGUUCAGCUUACCACAGAGAAGCACACAUUCUAUCUGACGGCAGAUUCUCCCAAUAUACUGGAAGAAUGGAUCAAAGUGUUACAGAAUGUUCUGCGAGUACAAGCUGCUAACCCUCUUUGCCUACAGCCUGAGGGCAAACCCACAGUAAAGGGACUGCUCACCAAGGUAAAACAUGGCUACUCUAAGAGAGUCUGGUGCAUGCUUGUUGGAAAGAUCUUGUAUUAUUUUCGUAAUCAAGAGGAUAAGUUCCCUCUAGGUCAGAUCAAAGUCUGGGAGGCUAAGGUGGAGGAGGUGGACAGGUCCUGUGACUCAGACGAGGAUUAUGAGGCCCGUGGGUGCUAUCUGCUGUCCACUCACUACACCAUCAUUGUCCACCCCAAGGACCAAGGCCCUACCUACCUGCUCAUCGGAUCUAAGCACGAAAAGGAAGCUUGGCUUUAUCACCUCACGGUUGCAGCUGGAAGCAACAAUAUAAAUGUUGGAUCCGAAUUUGAACAACUGGUGUGCAAGCUGCUAAAUAUAGAAGGGGAGCCCUCCUCCCAGAUAUGGAGACACCCCAUGCUGUGUCACAGUAAAGAAGGACUCCUGUCCCCUCUGACCACACUGCCUUCGGAAGCUCUACAGACAGAGGCCAUUAAGCUAUUCAAGACCUGCCAGCUCUUUAUAAACGCUGCGGUGGACUCCCCAGCCAUCGACUACCAUAUCUCGCUAGCUCAAAGCGCUUUGCAGAUCUGCCUGACCCAUCCUGAGCUACAGAAUGAAAUUUGCUGCCAGCUUAUUAAGCAGACAAGGCGGAGACAGCCACAGAACCAGCCAGGACCAUUGCAGGGUUGGCAGCUUUUGGCACUCUGCGUUGGACUCUUCCUUCCACAGCACCCUUUCCUAUGGCUCCUCCAGCUCCAUCUACAGAGGAAUGCAGAUUCCAGGACAGAGUUUGGGAAAUAUGCCAUUUACUGCCAGCGAUGUAUAGAAAGGACACAGCAAAAUGGAGACCGAGAGGCCAGACCGUCCAGGAUGGAGAUCCUCUCUACCCUUCUUCGAAACCCCUACCAUCAUUCUCGGCCCUUCAGCAUACCUGUGCACUUCAUGAACGGCAUCUACCAGGUAGUUGGGUUCGACGCGUCCACCACAGUGGAGGAGUUUUUGACCACUUUGAACCAGGACACAGGAAUGAGGAAGCCAGCACAGUCUGGAUUUGCACUGUUCACGGAUGAUCCUUCAGGCAGAGACCUGGAGCACUGCCUUCAGGGGAAUAUCAAGAUCUGUGACAUUAUUUCUAAAUGGGAACAGACGUCCAAAGAACAGCAGCCCGGGAAGUGUGAGGGCAGCAGGACUGUCCGCCUGACUUACAAGAACAGACUAUAUUUCUCAAUGCAAGCUCAUGGAGAGACUGAUAGAGAGAAGCUGCUGUUGCUGUAUCAGACAAAUGAUCAAAUCAUAAAUGGCCUUUUUCCUCUGAAUAAGGAUCUGGCAUUAGAAAUGGCAGCGCUUUUAGCUCAGGUGGAUAUUGGAGAUUUUGAAAGACCUUUCUCAACUCCAGCCGGGCCUGGGACUAACCAGUGCAAAGCAAAUCAAACCCUCAAACAAGUGAUAGAGAGAUUUUACCCUAAAAGGUACCGAGAGGUAUGCUCCGAGGAACAGCUAAGACAGCUUUACCAGCGACUCUCAACCAAAUGGAUGGCCCUCCGGGGACACAGUGCGGUUGACUGCAUUCGCAUUUACUUGACAGUAGCCAGGAAGUGGCCAUUCUUUGGUGCCAAGUUGUUCUUUGCAAAACCCAUAUCGCCAUCGUCACUUGGCAGUAAUUUCGUGUGGCUGGCUGUCCAUGAGAAUGGGCUGAGCAUCCUAGAAUACGGCUCCAUGAGACUAGUGGUCAGCUAUACGUACAAGGGUCUGAUGACCUUUGGAGGCUAUCAAGAGGAUUUUAUGGUAGUCAUUAGUACACAGUCAAAAGACGGGCCGACAGAGAAGUUACUUUUUGCCAUGACAAAACACAAGAUUCUUGAAGUUACCCUUCUGAUCGCCAGUUAUAUCAACAACUUCUAUCAGCAAAAGACAGCGUUUCACCACCUCUCUGCCCCAGCACUGCUCUCAACCAGGACCCAGGGGCCCCAAGCCAGGGCCAUGGGCAGCGAGCCCCCUCUACCCAACAGCAGACCCACCAAAGGCCCUACCUUACUCUGAAACUCCUGAGCCUGAGCCUGAACCUUCACUCCUUCUCCGCUACGUGGCUGCCAUCCAGCUGCAAGCAAGCGUUUACACCCUGCCGACAUGGCGCAUACAUACACCAGCACUCCAAACUUUAGCAGUAAUGGGUUACUCUCUUAUCUUACUCUUAAUAUUUAGAUAACAAUAAACACAAAAUGUGUCAACACA